AUGACGGUGUCCAGAUUGCGAGUCAGGAACUUGCAAACUUCGUGGAGUUGUUUGAAGUCAAACUUGGGACCAGACUCGGUCUGCUUCACAAAGGUAGGCAGUGCCAGAGACCCCAGGUUGCAAACAGCAGUCUCCUUAUCAGAAGAAUACUCGACAAUCUCACAACAGAGAUUGGACGAUUUGAUGGUCCCCAAAUUCUGUUGA
Molecule: messenger RNA, 204 nt
Organism: Ogataea philodendri
Lineage: Eukaryota; Fungi; Ascomycota; Pichiomycetes; Pichiales; Pichiaceae
Exons: 1
Coding region: 1-204 (67 amino acids)
Source: RefSeq, a predicted model, not a curated record